UUCCCUGACCACUUCUUCCAACACUGGAACGGGUAUAAUGUCAUGCCCCCUCUGCACGAUCCUGUCCCCGUCGGGGCACUCUGCCCGCAGUUCUAUGGUUAUUACACACCCGAUGAUCCAACUGAUGGCACGAGUCGUCCCAACUAUUUAAGUCCGAUCUUACUCCUGGAGUACUGUGGCAGUGAGAUAGACCCAGAUGAGUUGUGCGUGGACGACAAGCAAGAGUGCGCGUCGUUUGUCUUCCGCUUUCAUCAUGCGGGAUGGUUGCACGAGUCAUUCGCAGCGCGGAACAUCCUGUGGCAACAAGGCAAGCCAACGGAGUGGCCAAUCCAGCGGCCGUACUCGACCAAGAGCUUCCGCCUGAUAGACUUUGGUAGAUCGAAGAAAUUGGAUAGUUCAUUGACGAGGGCAAAUGAGGAAGACACAGCCUUGCGCCUUCUCCACUUGUUGCAUCAUGCGAGUUGA
Suillus subaureus is the source of this 465-nucleotide messenger RNA. RefSeq lists its product as uncharacterized. The annotation marks the transcript as partial. Lineage: Eukaryota; Fungi; Basidiomycota; Agaricomycetes; Boletales; Suillaceae. The transcript has a single exon. The record is from RefSeq and is a predicted model, not a curated record.